Messenger RNA from Knipowitschia caucasica, 1260 nucleotides. NCBI's taxonomy places the organism in Eukaryota, Metazoa, Chordata, Actinopteri, Gobiiformes, Gobiidae. The record is from the annotation of a GenBank genome assembly.
AUGGCUUCCCUCAACCCCGGGGCCAGCAGCUCCAGCAGCUCCAGCCCCAUGGUCAUCCUGGCGCCCAAAACCAAGACUAAAAAAAAGCAUUUCGUGCAGCAGAAGGUGAAGGUGUUUCGGGCCAGCGAGCCGGUUAUCAGCGUGUUCAUGUGGGGCGUCAAUCACUCGAUAAACGACUUGAGCCAGGUGCCAGUUCCUGUGAUGCUGCUUCCAGACGACUUCAAGGCAAACACCAAGAUCAAAGUCAACAAUCAUCUUUUCAACAAAGAGAAUCUCCCAGGGCAUUUUAAGUUUAAGGAGUACUGUCCGCAAGUGUUCAGGAACCUGCGGGAGCGCUUCGGGAUUGAGGACCUGGAUUAUCAGGUGUCUCUGACCCGCAGUCCCCCCCUCAGUGUGGAGGCUCAAGGUGAAGGCCUGCUUCUCAACUCCUAUGACAAAACUCUGGUGAUAAAACAGAUCUCCAGUGAAGAUGUGGCCGACAUGCACAACAUUCUGUCAGAGUACCACCAGCACAUCGUGAAGUGCCACGGGAGCACACUGCUGCCUCAGUUCUUGGGUAUGUACCGAGUGAGUGUGGACAGUGAGGAGACGUAUCUGAUCGUCAUGAGGAACAUGUUCAGCCACCGACUCAUGGUGCACCGCAAAUACGACCUUAAGGGAUCUCUUGUAUCUCGAGAAGCAAGUGACAAAGAAAGGGUAAAGGAGCUGCCCACAUUUAAAGACAUGGACUUCAGGAACAACAUGCAGAAGGUGUAUGUGUCUGACGAGGAGAGGGAGAAGUUCAUGGAGAAACUCAACAGAGACGUGGAGUUCUUGGUGAAGUUAAAGAUCAUGGACUACAGUCUGCUCCUGGGCAUCCAUGACGUGGGACGGGCAGAGCGGGAUGAGGAAGAGGGAGAGGAGGCGCAGCCAGAGGAGGAGCAGGAGCACGAGAACGGCCUAGCGCACUCUGCUGCUGCGGGCUCCUACGGAAACUCCCCCGAAGGCAUUGCUGGAUACAUGAGCUCAUAUAAACCCCUGGGGCCUGGAGAGUAUGAUCCAUACGUGGACGUUUACGCGGUCAAGAGCUGUGCAGGAGCUCCUCAGAGGGAGGUGUACUUCAUGGGUCUGAUCGACGUCCUCACUCAGUAUGAUACCAAGAAGAAGGCGGCGCACGCAGCCAAAACAGUCAAACAUGGGGCCGGAGCAGAGAUUUCCACCGUGCACCCGGAACAGUACGCCAAGCGCUUCCGAGACUUCAUUUCAAACAUUUUUGCCUGA